Messenger RNA from Scleropages formosus (Asian bonytongue), 2741 nucleotides. RefSeq names its product guanine nucleotide binding protein (G protein), alpha inhibiting activity polypeptide 2a (gene gnai2a). The coding region runs from base 64 to 1227 and encodes 387 amino acids. The record is from RefSeq and is a predicted model, not a curated record. Gene Ontology annotation, molecular function: G-protein beta/gamma-subunit complex binding; G protein-coupled receptor binding; GTP binding. Gene Ontology annotation, biological process: adenylate cyclase-inhibiting G protein-coupled receptor signaling pathway; G protein-coupled adenosine receptor signaling pathway; gamma-aminobutyric acid signaling pathway. Gene Ontology annotation, cellular component: heterotrimeric G-protein complex; cytoplasm. The transcript is spliced from 10 exons. NCBI's taxonomy places the organism in Eukaryota, Metazoa, Chordata, Actinopteri, Osteoglossiformes, Osteoglossidae.
UCGUCGUCGCCGUCACCCAGUGUUUUCGGCCGUCGGGCGCGGAGGAACUUCUCCGCUGUGCGGAUGUGGCGGCUCGCGGAACGUGCCAAUAAAUCAGAGCGGGAGGAACGGUCGCUGAGGGCGCGUGACGACGCAGCCGUGAAGCGGGCACUGGGGAACAUGGGGUGCACCGUCAGUCAGGAGGACAAAGCGGCCGCUGAAAGAUCCAAGAUGAUCGAUAAAAACCUGCGGGAGGACGGAGAAAAGGCGGCCAGAGAAGUGAAGCUGCUGCUCUUGGGUGCUGGUGAGUCAGGGAAGAGUACUAUUGUGAAGCAGAUGAAGAUCAUCCAUGAAGAUGGCUACUCGGAGGAUGAAUGCAAACAGUACAGAGCUGUGGUGUACAGCAAUACUAUCCAGUCUAUCAUGGCAAUCAUCAAGGCCAUGUCCAACCUGAAGAUAGACUAUGAGGAGUCUGCCCGAACUGAUGAUGCCCGCCAGCUAUUUGCCCUGUCUGCCACGGCAGAGGAGCAGGGUGUCCUGCCAGAAGACCUGGCCAAUGUCAUUCGCCGCCUGUGGGCCGACAGUGGGGUGCAGAGCUGCUUCACACGUUCCCGCGAGUACCAGCUCAACGACUCAGCUGCCUACUACCUGAAUGACCUGGAGAGGAUAGCCAGACCAGACUACAUCCCCACCCAGCAGGAUGUGCUACGAACCCGUGUCAAGACCACUGGCAUUGUGGAGACGCACUUCACGUUCAAAGACCUCCAUUUCAAGAUGUUCGAUGUGGGUGGCCAGCGCUCGGAAAGGAAGAAGUGGAUCCACUGCUUCGAGGGUGUGACAGCCAUCAUAUUCUGCGUGGCCCUCAGUGCCUAUGACCUGGUGCUCGCUGAGGAUGAGGAGAUGAACCGUAUGCAUGAGAGCAUGAAGCUUUUUGACAGCAUCUGCAACAACAAGUGGUUCACUGAAACCUCCAUCAUCCUCUUCCUCAACAAGAAGGACCUGUUUGAAGAGAAGAUCACCCGCAGCCCCCUAAGCAUCUGCUUCCCAGAGUAUACUGGAGCCAGCAAUUACGAUGAGGCAUCGAGCUACAUCCAAAGAAAGUUUGAGGACCUGAACAAGAAGAAGGACACCAAGGAGAUCUACACUCACUUCACCUGUGCCACCGACACCAAGAACGUGCAGUUUGUCUUUGACGCAGUCACUGAUGUCAUCAUCAAGAACAACCUGAAGGACUGCGGCCUCUUCUAGAGCAGGGACUGAGGAGGAGCCAAGGUUUACUUGUGAACUGCUCUAAUGACCAGGAGAGGGAGAGUAGAUGCACCACAACAGACUGCACUGGUCAGCAAGGAUUCCUGCUCUUAUCUGCUUCAGUAUGGAGAACAGAGACUGAACCCAGCGAGCCUUGCACAAUGUCACCAACCGCUCAUAUCCCUGACCCCAGUGUCACCUUCUCCCCUUGAUUAUUGUGGUUUUCUGUUAUACUGUAUGUCUGGUAUUUAAUUUUAAGGGGUUUCCAUAUUUGUCUUAACUCCUUGGGCUACGACCACAAAUUAACUUUUUCGUUUUUGUGUAUUAGCAAAGCAAAGACGAAAACAUUUUUAUAUAAUGCAUUCAUUUUACUUUUUGAAAAUCUGUGUGGAUUUUUAUUAAACUUUCAAUUGCAGAAGCUUAUUUUUUAAAGGAGGGCAUGAUAGACAAACUUGAUUGAAAGGAAAAUGCUUUUUUAUAAUGUUUACAUGAAGUCGUCAUUCUUAGCAAAACUGAAUACUGUCCUGCAUGAUUAAGUUGACUGUUAGUUUUAAUCUGCACAAAAUGGCAUAUCAUUCAUUCCUUUAAACAAAUAGAAAGCAACUUCACAUGGCGAGAGACCGGCAAGAUUCUGAUAUUUAAAAUGUGUAUGUUCCUAAUCCCCUUUUUUUGUGCUCAGUUCCAUUCCACAGCUUGCAAGUAUGUUUUGCAUUUUGUCCUUUGAUUUGUUAAUUCCGUGAUUUUCUUUCUGUAGUUUGUAGACAUCGGCCUGAUGUUUAGUUUCCUUUACAUGGCCGAAAAACAAGGUUAAAUAGUUGAGACCAAAUCUAACAAAGAAAGGGUUUAGUUUUUGUAAAGAUAAAGGCUUUUAAACAUCAGUGAUUUUAAUUUAAAUAAAAGUUUCAUCACUAGAUUCUGUUUCUUGGCGUUUGCUCUAGUCCGAAUGUCAGUUUACAAAAAUGUAUGAUUUCCCCACACACACUUUUAUUAAAUUUAGAUUUGAAAACAAAAAUAUGUGGGAAAACAAUGAAUCUUAUUAAAGCCCAAAUCUGUCUGUAAAACACCCCAAUUGUUUUGUGCAAUCAACACAUUCCCAAUGUGCAGUAUAUCACUGGUUUGAUUAUUGUACCCCCCCAUUUUUCUGACAAGGUUUCAGAAGCCUAUUUCUUACAUCAGAGCUUUAUGUAAAUUUGGCUGUAUGGAAUAGUGGUGACAGUCCAUUCAAAGGACAUAGGUUUUAUUCCCUGCUCCUGCUGUAGUACCCUGGAGUCUGGGUAUUUACCCUGGCCUGAUGCAGUAAAAAUUACCUAGCUGCAUAAAAUGGCAAGCCAUUGUUAUCAAGCAUGUUUUGGAGAAAAUGUUAUUUAAAAAUGGAUAUUAUAUACAGUGCACUCAGAACAACAAAUGAUGACUUACUGUUGAACUUCUGUCUGGUGUGUCUAAAAGGGAACCUCAGUUCCCAUAAGAGAGCCAGUCCAACUAACCCUAACUGCAUUGCCUCUAAAUAAAAAAAA